Molecule: messenger RNA, 2363 nt
Organism: Microdochium trichocladiopsis
Lineage: Eukaryota; Fungi; Ascomycota; Sordariomycetes; Xylariales; Microdochiaceae
Exons: 7
Coding region: 37-2277 (746 amino acids)
Biological process (GO): positive regulation of transcription by RNA polymerase II; DNA-templated transcription
Cellular component (GO): nucleus
Molecular function (GO): DNA-binding transcription factor activity, RNA polymerase II-specific; sequence-specific DNA binding; zinc ion binding
Source: RefSeq, a predicted model, not a curated record
CUCGUACUCAUUACUCCACGCCAGAAAGUGUCUGUCAUGUCGUCGUCGAGUCAUCCACGCGCUUCGAAGCGUGCAGCAAACUCCGCUGUCAGCCGGUCCCCAAAUGCUUGCGAGCGCUGCCGUAAGCAGAAAAUCAGAUGUAGCGGGAGCCAGCCUUGCGAUGCGUGCACGAAGCGCAGUCGGCCAUGCCACUUCGAUGAAACUCAUCAGCGAGUCGUUGUAACUAGAGGUUAUAUACGCGAAUUGCAGAGAAGAGCUAUUCGAAGGGAUGACGUGUCAGCACAGGCCAUCUGCGAUGAAGCAGCCCGAAAUGUAUCGGGCGAAACAGCGAUGGCCUCAGGCCUCACGCGCCCUGAGGACAUGGAUCCGCCAGCCUUGCCGAGGCCCGGGGGCUCAGAGCACGGUGAUGAUACACCGUCGAUAGCUGACGGCAGCCAUGUUACUGAAGAGCCAGGUUUGACAAAUUUCUUGACACAAGACAAGUCACCGUUCAUGACGGCAGGGAAUGGCAUGACCUAUUACCUCGGCGCAUCGUCGAAUUGGACAUUUACACAGAAGGUUUUGAGCAUGGUAUAUGAAAGAGCCUUUCGGAAUCAAAUACCCGACGUUGAGCGCCUCAUAGAGGGCCUGGGCAACGCCUACGACUUGCCCUGGGACGGCAUCCCGCUGGGCGAGCCACCAUCUCUGGCCACCGUUCCAACCAUCGACCAUGCCAUAUAUCUCAUCAAUGCAGUCAAGUUCCACUGCACUCAGCUGUUCCACCUCUUUGACGAAGAGACAUUCAUCCCGGCGCUCUAUGCCUUCUAUCAGCGGUCACCAGGAACUCGACACGAGACUGACAGGCUGUGGCUUGUGCAUUUCAUGUUGAUCUUAUCAUUCGGCAAGGCAUUUACUGUCCGGAACAAGGGCAAGAACCCUGCCGGGAUCGAGUACUUCAUCAAGGCGCUUCAGUUCCUCCCCAGCACGAUCAUGUUGUGGAGACAUCCAGUCCACUCUACGGAGGUCUUGUCGUGUAUCGCCCUCUACCUUCAAUGUUUAGACUACCGCAUCGUGGCGCACAACUACAUGGGCCAAGCCUUGCGUCUUGCACUGAAUUACGGACUCCACACAGAUAUCCAACGGGACGGCUUCGGCAAAGAGUCCGUGGAAAGGAUCAGGCGAGUCUGGUGGACCCUAUUCAUCCUGGACCGCGAGAUGACGUCGAUAGCUGGCGUCCCACAGUCUAUUCAGAUUGAUGACGUACAGUGCCAACUUCCCGAGUUCUCCGGCUCUUCCCAGCGUAUUAUGGUCUUGAAAAUGCAGCUCACACUAUCACAGCUGAUGGCUAAGAUCAACCAGACCAUGUAUGGAGUUGGCGGCAAGUUGCACAAAGACUUCCUAAGAGGGAUUGAAAACGCGCUUGGAGAGCUUGCACAAGUACACGAAGAGCUCUAUCGGUGCUUCCCGGUACCCCCUGAUCAGGCCCAGGGGAGCAUAUCUCGGACGUCGGCACACCUUUACCUCUCGUACUAUCGAUGCAUCAUACUCGCAACACGUCCAAUUCUGUUCUGUUUCAUCAAGAUCAGGCUCGACUCAUGGGAAGAAUGUCAAGCGAGGCUCCAUUCUUCGAACACAGCACGCAACAUGCUACAGAUGUGUCUCGACGCCUCGAUCCAAAUUCUUGUCACUCUCGAUUUAUUACUGCAGCAAAACCUCAUAGACCCGUUUCUGCCAUUCGACCUGGACUCAGUCUCGGCAGCCACGAUCAACAUCUUGGUUGCUAUGGCUCUUGAUCACGAAUUUCUGCAGAGCGGUUCUUCGUGGAUCACGACUGCAAAUGCAAUAUUCGCUGAGCUUGUCGCAAGUGGGAAUCAGGUCGCUGCUGUACGGGUCAAGGAGCUAGACCAGCUUAAAAGCCUCUUGGCCAAGCUGGGCAAUGGUGGAGGGCAGCCGGCUCCAGCUAGAAGCCCAACAACGCCAUCCGCGCCGUCCUCGUGGGUCCCAAGUGGUCAAGUCAUGCCACAGACCAGGGACAGUAUGUUUGCUGCUCAAUCUCAAGUCCAUGUUGCGGGCGAAGCAGUAACGUGCACCGUGGAAGCGACAACAUCCUCGGCAAGCACAGCACUAUCGCGUGCUGCGCCGCAGACACUAGACUUCAGCGCCACCACAGGCUUCAGCUUUGACACAGGGACUUUCGAUUCUUCACAGGCUGCUGAGAUUAUAGAACUUGCGAACUCAGUGGCGGACAUUGAUUCUAUUUGGGUGUCAGAUAUCAUCGGGCAUGAUAGCAUCUGGUAGCACGCGUAGUUGGCCAUGAUAAAGAGGCCCUCUCUUGGUCUCUCGGACAACCCGGUGCCACCCCGUCCUUGCGCAGUAAAUGAGCC